This is a messenger RNA of Cladocopium goreaui, 2105 nucleotides long. The record is from the annotation of a GenBank genome assembly. Lineage: Eukaryota; Dinophyceae; Suessiales; Symbiodiniaceae.
UCAACUGUUUUGGGCAGCAGUUCAACUUGAAUUUUUCCGUUCAAUGCCCUGGCUAUCCUGCACACCCCGGCUCACCCGCCAUGAAGCUCGGAUGUGCCAUAAACUACACGGCGCUGAAUGACAACAACUGUGACUGCCCCUCAUGCAGAGAUGAGACGACUGAAAGCUGUGAUGCUGCCAUUUGCAGCUCCUCCAUCUUCUGCAGUCCCAGGGGGGUGAACUCGCGGAUCUGCGAAUGUCCCACCAGCUGCGGAGAACCCACCAGCUGCGCGGGGAAAUGCAUGGGAGAUCCGCUGCUCUAUGAUGGAGGUGUGAUUGAAUGUGUCUACUACUGUCCGGGCGUAUUUUGUGGCAAGCACGUGCAGAUCCUGAACAACAGCGUGUGCGAUUGUGUCAACUGUGAAGAUGAAGCGGACUGGUCCUGCGCUACUUGUCAAUGCCCUGCCGCACCACUUGAUACUUUCGAUUUCAACAAACAGGGCUGUGGCUUUGAGCCCUUGGAUGUGGUGGUGCAAGGGAAGGGUUUGGCGGACGUUACAGUGCGGGGCAAAUUAUGCGCUUUUCCUACACCAGGAGGCAUUCCCUUUCCGACGAGGAAAUUGCCGGAUGGCAUCGGUGGAUCAAUGGCACACGAGUUGCUGGAAAGGGCCAGCAAGACGCCCAGAAACAAUCGGUUGGAGCUGGCGUUAGAUGACUUUGUGAGCCGGGCGCUGGCAGAUGAUGAAGUCAGGAAAGCCAUGGAGUCGGCCACAGCAGACGGGUAUACUGGGCCAGCCUUGCAGGCCGAAAUGGAUGCACUUGCCACGUCCAUCGGGAUGGAAAAAAAGUCGGAAGCCUAUGGUUUGGUGCAUUCGGCGCUGGCAGAACGCGAGGUUCAAAAAGUGCUGGAAAACUGUGUAACCACAGGCUUCAGUGAAGGAGCCAAGGAGGAAGUGAGGCUUCUUGCGCUCAAGAAAGCCAUGGCCCCACAACCUGAGAGGUUGGAACUGGGGCUGAAACCUCCAUAUCUACCCCGCACUUUGCCUUCAGGUGACAAAACGUCGCGGCGACUGCAAGCGGACUUCGCCGAUUCAUUCAAACCCCUCGAGAGGUUUGAUUGCCCGGGGACCGAAUGCUUCAUCCCUCAAUCCGGCGUCAACAAUCGCGUUUGUGAUUGCCCCGGCUGCGAAGAUGAGGAGGCCUUUGGCUGUGGCACAUGCAUCCCCGUUGUGCCUUUGGGAUCAGUGCCCGUGCCGGCGCAGACCAACAUUGGAGUGGCCGUAGGUGUCAGCCUUGGCGUGGCCGUGGGCGUUGGUUUGGGCGUGGGUCUGGGCGUGUCGGCGGCGCUCAGCGGCGUCUUCGCGGCCGUGGGGCUGGUGCAGUUCACCGUGGCCAACGCGGAGCAGUUCAUCAACAACCCCAACGUGCAGCAAGGCUUGAAGAAGGCCUUCAUCCGCUUGGCCGGCUUAGCCAUCGCCGAAGCCGCCGUGACUCUGAAUUGGGCCUGCGCGGGCGAUGCGCUGGCGCAGUUGAACAGCAAGCUGCGACGGCUGGGAGAGGCAGUGAAGUUGUGCUUCGAGAUCGAAAUUGAAGGCGAGCAGCAAAGCUUGGAGGCCUGUGAGCUCCUGGCGGGGACCUCCCCCGGAAACGCGGCGCGGGUGAUCAAUGAGGAGCUGAAGGAAGUGAGCGAUCAGGAGGUCCAGGUGGUGCAAUGGACUGCCAAUCCGAAUCCACGCAGCAAGAAACCCACGAGCGCCGAGCUGCCAAGGUCCUUCGAAGCGCCUAAGGCAGUGGGUUUGGAUACCAGCGCGCUGUUGCCCGCGCCAGUCGGACCCAAGGUGCCUGCAGUCGGCCCCAAGGCGCCUGUCGGAGCGCCUGCAGUGCAAUCACCGGUGGUUGUGGAUGGGUUGGAUCUGUCUAGGGGAAUAGAUGUUAUGAAAUAAUUCAGGCUGCUGGCCUCGGAUCGAAGCUAUCCAUGUCCCAGCAGCUGUGACUGGUCUCUAAAAAUUUUGGUGGCUCAGAAGCAGCGUUUUCAGAUGUUUUCAGUUGCUGUGCAAGUUCUUUGUAUAGACUUUAUAACAUCUUUUCACACCAGAAUCACCUGCGCCUGUGAAUGGGCUUGAAAA